Nycticebus coucang (slow loris) is the source of this 1859-nucleotide messenger RNA. RefSeq names its product ankyrin repeat domain 22 (gene ANKRD22). The record is from RefSeq and is a predicted model, not a curated record. Lineage: Eukaryota; Metazoa; Chordata; Mammalia; Primates; Lorisidae. The transcript is spliced from 6 exons. The coding region runs from base 352 to 927 and encodes 191 amino acids. Gene Ontology annotation, molecular function: protein binding.
AACCUUGCUUCCUUCUGCCCUGCAUGUUACCACUGGCAAAGCAAAUAUGACUCAGAAACCGGCUCCUCAGGGUUGUAACAGGAGAUGAUACAGUGCGUGGGUCAUUCAUUACACAGUAAACCAAUGCCUUUGUUUCCUUGGGUUGGGCUCUUCAGAAGGUCUGUUGCUGCUGCCGAGCUGCUGAAAAAGCAGUCACAGGUGUUGGCUGGAAAAGCACUCCUAGGGCUUGCCGCUGGCUUGGGAACUUUCUAGGGACCUUUCUCUCAGCCAGAAGAAAUUCUGAUAUUAAUCAGAAAUACCUCUGGAAGAUCCAAAAAGCUGUAGAGUGAAGUUAACCUGUGAAGAACCAGCAUGGGAAUCCUCUACUCUGAGCCCAUAUGCCAGGCAGCCUAUCAGAAUGACCUGGGGCAAGUGUGGCAGUGGGUGAAAGAAGACAGUAACUAUGUCAACGUGCAAGACAGCUUUAAUGGAGAUACCCCCCUGAUCUCUGCUUGCCGGCGUGGCCACAUGAAGAUCAUUUCCUUCCUUUUAAAAAGAAAUGCUAAUGUCAACCUCAAGAACCAGAAAGGGAGAACCUGCUUGCAUUAUGCUGUGAAGAAAAAAUUUACCUUCAUGGACUAUCUACUCAUCAUCCUCUUAAUGCCUGUCCUGCUUAUUGGGUAUUUCCUCAUGGUAUCAAAGACAAAGCAGAAUGAGGCUCUUGUACGAAUGCUACUUGAUGCUGGUGUCGAAGUUAAUGCUACAGACUGUUAUGGCUGCACUGCCUUACAUUACGCCUGUGAGAUGAAGAACCAGACUCUCAUCCCUCUGCUCCUGGAAGCCCAUGCAGACCCCUUGAUUAAGAAUAAGUAUGGUGAGAGUUCACUGGAUAUUGCACGGAAGUUAAGAUUUUCCCAGAUUGAAUUAAUGCUAAGGAAAGCUUCAUAAUCCUUGUGACUUCACGAAUGGAGACAUCGAGUUAGAGGACUGGGUUCUAACUCCAUCUUGGACUGUUGGUCUGUGGGCCACACAAUCUGGAUGCCAUUAUUUUAUGAAGAUAAUGAUGGUUGCCAGGGUAAUGUUUUCAAAGAGCUUUUUAUUUACAGUAUUUUUUGCUUGAUUGAGUUCACCAUGGCAAUAAUACUUCUAAGGGAAACACUAAAGUUGUUGGAGACUUCAUUUCAGCCAAAAACUGCUAUUUCAGCCAGGUGCAGUGGCUCACUGAAGUCCCAGCUACCUGGUAGGUGGAAGUAGAAGGUCACUGCAGACCUGGAAUUCAAGACCAAUCUGGGGAACAUAGCAAGACCCCAUCUCAAACAGUAACAACAAGAAGCUCAGUUUCUCCUGAAGAAGAGGAUCAGGGUUAUCUUCUGAGAUAGUGUUCUCUCUUUCUAGUUUUAUCACUCUUAUAAAGAGUGUAUUUGGUCUCUGGAAGCCAAACUGUCUCUCUCAGCCAGCUCUUUGAGUACUGAGAGGAAGACUCAAGAGUAUGUGCACUUGUAUAGAAUGGUGUGUAGAUGUGUGUGGGUUUAGAGAGUCAUGUGCAAACAUUCCUUGAAUGAAACAACUUCAAUAAAAACAUGGAUCAUGUGUUAGUGGUGGGUGUGUUUACGUCACAGAAAUUGGCAAAUUGACAAUACAGAACUUUUACCAGCAUUCCACUAGACAUUUUGGUAUCAAUUUACAAAUAAAAGCCACCUUGGUUUGAACAUGUACACAUAUCUAUUGAUAUUAUCUUCAGGACCUUCUUGUAAAUACAGGUGGCUAACUAGUUUGUUUUGUUUAUUUUUAUUGAUGAAAUUUAAAAUAUGAUUGUACCUUAUUUGGAUAAAGGACUUCUUCACAAGUAAUAGAAUUAUAUGAUGAGGUAGUAUUGGGAU